CAGCUCGACUUCCUCCAAACUCGCUCUCUUCACUCCCACACACCUUCUCUCACAACCAUGCGCGAGUGCAUCUGCAUCCACAUCGGCCAGGGCGGCAUUCAGGGCGGCAACGCCUGCUGGGAGCUCUUCUGCCUCGAGCACGGCAUUCAGCCCGACGGCCAGAUGCCCUCGGACAAGACCAUCGGCGGCGGCGACGACGCCUUCAACACCUUCUUCUCGGAGACGGGCGCCGGCAAGCACGUGCCCCGCGCGGUCUACGUCGACCUCGAGCCCACGGUCUGCGACGAGGUCCGCACGGGCACCUACCGCCAGCUCUACCACCCCGAGCAGAUCAUCUCGGGCAAGGAGGACGCGGCGAACAACUACGCCCGCGGCCACUACACCAUCGGCAAGGAGAUCGUCGACCUCGUCCUCGACCGCAUCCGCAAGCUCGCGGACAACUGCACGGGCCUCCAGGGCUUCCUCGCGUUCCACGCGACGGGCGGCGGCACGGGCUCCGGCCUCGGCUCGCUCAUCCUCGAGCGCCUCUCCGUCGACUACGGCCGCAAGUCCAAGCUCUCCUUCUGCAUCUCCCCGGCGCCGCAGAUCUCCAACGCCGUCGUCGAGCCGUACAACUCCGUGCUCUCGACGCACGCGCUCCUCGAGCACACGGACGUGACCUUCUGCCUCGACAACGAGGCCCUCUACGACGUGUGCCGCCGCAACCUCGACAUCGAGCGCCCGACGUACACGAACCUCAACCGCCUCUUCGCCCAGGUCGCGUCGUCGCUCACGGCGUCGCUCCGCUUCGACGGCGCGCUCAACGUCGACAUCACGGAGUUCCAGACCAACCUCGUGCCCUACCCGCGCAUCCACUUCAUGCUCACGUCGUACGCCCCCGUCAUCUCGGCGGAGAAGGCGUACCACGAGCAGCUGUCGGUCGCGGAGAUCACCAACUCCGUCUUCGAGCCCGCGGGCAUGAUGACCAAGUGCGACCCCCGCCACGGCAAGUACAUGGCGUGCUGCCUCAUGUACCGCGGCGACGUCGUCCCCAAGGACGUCAACGCCUCCGUCGCGACCAUCAAGACGAAGCGCACGAUCCAGUUCGUCGACUGGUGCCCCACGGGCUUCAAGUGCGGCAUCAACUACCAGCCGCCCACGGUCGUCCCCGGCGGCGACCUCGCCCGCGUCAUGCGCGCGGUCUGCAUGGUCGCCAACACGACGGCCAUCGCCGAGGCGCUCUCGCGCAUCGACCACAAGUUCGACCUCAUGUACGCCAAGCGCGCCUUCGUCCACUGGUACGUCGGCGAGGGCAUGGAGGAGGGCGAGUUCUCCGAGGCCCGCGAGGACCUCGCGGCCCUCGAGAAGGACUACGAGGAGGUCGGCGCCGAGACGGCGGAAGGCGAGGGCGAGGAGGAGGACUUCGGCGAGGAGUACUAGGCGCACCCGCUACCCCAAGACACCGCGGCCCCCCGCGCGCCCCGACGUCGCGCGGCCCCCGCCCGGCAGUCGCGCGGUGCCUCGGCCUGAGCAGCCGUCGCACUGCGCGCGCCCCGAACGAAGCGCCGUACUAAGCCGUACCCGCGC
Molecule: messenger RNA, 1566 nt
Organism: Aureococcus anophagefferens
Lineage: Eukaryota; Pelagophyceae; Pelagomonadales; Pelagomonadaceae
Product: tubulin alpha-2 chain
Exons: 1
Coding region: 58-1419 (453 amino acids)
Biological process (GO): microtubule cytoskeleton organization; mitotic cell cycle
Cellular component (GO): microtubule; cytoplasm
Molecular function (GO): GTP binding; structural constituent of cytoskeleton
Source: RefSeq, a predicted model, not a curated record